This is a messenger RNA of Eutrema salsugineum, 1638 nucleotides long. Its product is annotated as UPF0481 protein At3g47200. The transcript has 3 exons. NCBI's taxonomy places the organism in Eukaryota, Viridiplantae, Streptophyta, Magnoliopsida, Brassicales, Brassicaceae. The record is from RefSeq and is a predicted model, not a curated record. The coding region runs from base 1 to 1638 and encodes 545 amino acids.
AUGGCCAUACCUACUCGACCACCGCCACCACCUCCACCGCCACCGCCACCCCCACCGCCACCACCACCCUCGCCACCACUACCACCGACACCACCACCACCACCGCCAUCUCUACCAUUUGGGCCUAAUCUUUCUGUACCCGAUAUCAUCAUAAGAAGAAGAAGAAGAAGAAAUUAUAAACCACUACGGAUGUUGAGCUGGUACUUGCUCACCCUAAUGAUGCGUAAAAAACUCCAAACCCAAAUCCAAAAACCGGAAGAGACACAAGAGGAGUGGGUGAUUUGGAUCAAAGACAAGAUGGAACAAGUACUUAGAGAGGACGCCACAACUAGUUGGGACAAGCUCUGUAUCUACAGAGUUCCACAUUACCUUCAAGAGAAUGACAACAAGUCCUACUUCCCUCAGACAGUCUCGCUUGGUCCAUACCACCAUGGACAUGAACGUCUCUUGCCCAUGGACCGUCACAAGUGGCGUGCAGUCAAUAUGGUCAUGGCACGCACCAAGCACAACAUCGAAAUAUAUAUUGAUGCCAUGAAAGAGCUUGAGGAAAAGGCUCGUGCUUGUUACGAGGGUAUUAUUGAUUUGAACAGUAACAAGUUCACACAAAUGCUGGUUCUUGAUGGCUGUUUUGUUCUUGAGCUCUUUAGAGGAGCCAAUGAAGGGUUCUUGAAACUCGGAUACGGUCGUAACGAUCCGGUCUUCGCAAUGCGAGGAUCAAUGCAUUCAAUUCAACGUGAUAUGAUAAUGAUGGAAAAUCAACUUCCUCUAUUCGUACUCAACCGGUUAUUAGAGUUACAACUUGGUCCACAUAACCAAACCGGUUUAGUUGCGCAAUUAGCAAUUCGGUUCUUCAACCCGCUAAUGCCAACCGAUAAGCCAUUAAACAAAACCGACCAGGUACAACCUGAGAACUCGCUAGAAAACGAUAAGUUCUUUAACCCAAUUUCUGACAAGGAUACAGAAGAGUUGCAUUGUCUGGAUGUUUUCCGUCGAAGCUUGCUUCGGCCUAGUAUGAAACCGGAGCCGAGGAUAUCACGAAACCGGUGGUCAUGGAAAACGCGUGUGGCGGAUAAACGCCAACAACAACUGAUACAUUGCGUGACAGAGCUAAGAGAGGCCGGUAUUAGAUUCAAGAGAAGAAAAACCGACCGGUUUUGGGAUAUUAGGUUCAAAAACGGUUAUUUGGAGAUACCCAAACUACUUAUCCAUGAUGGUACCAAGUCUCUCUUCUCGAAUCUAAUAGCUUUUGAACAAUGCCAUAUCGACUCAAGCAACGACAUAACAUCCUACAUAAUCUUCAUGGACAAUCUAAUAGAUUCUGCCGAAGAUGUUAGCUAUUUGCACUACUGUGGUAUCAUCGAGCACUGGCUAGGAAAUGAUUCUGAAGUUGCGGAUUUGUUCAACCGACUAUGUCAAGAAGUGGCUUUCGACCUCCAAGAUAGUUAUUUAUCAGAAUUGUCGAAUAAGGUUGACCGUAACUAUAACCGAAAGUGGAAUUCUAUGAAAGCGAUCUUGAAACACAAGUAUUUCAACAAUCCUUGGGCAUAUUUCUCUUUCUUUGCUGCAGUUCUUUUGUUGAUUCUCACAGUAUUUCAGAGUUUCUUUACUGCUUUUCCUUAUUUUAAACCACCAUCUUAA